Triticum aestivum (bread wheat) is the source of this 1152-nucleotide messenger RNA. RefSeq names its product transcription factor WRKY19. Gene Ontology annotation, cellular component: nucleus. Gene Ontology annotation, molecular function: transcription cis-regulatory region binding; DNA-binding transcription factor activity. The record is from RefSeq and is a predicted model, not a curated record. Gene Ontology annotation, biological process: regulation of DNA-templated transcription. NCBI's taxonomy places the organism in Eukaryota, Viridiplantae, Streptophyta, Magnoliopsida, Poales, Poaceae. Bases 81 to 866 code for a protein of 261 amino acids. The transcript has a single exon.
GAGCUCACCCUCAGUUCAUCACAAGACGCCGCUGAUCGGCAAGCUAGCUAGCCAGGUGCCGAGCUGAACCGGGGGCGGGGAUGGAGGACACGGCGGCGACGCUGGCGGCGGAGCUGGACCGGCUGCUGGCCAUGGCGAGGGAGCUGGAGGCGCGCGUCGACGGCGACCAGGGCGCGCCGGGCGCCGCCAGGGAGCUCUGCGCGGCGCUGGCCGAGUCCGUCGACCGGGCCAUGCGCCUCGCCGGGAGCAGCCCGCGCGGAGGCGGCGGCGACGGCGAGGGCAAUGCCGGCACUGGCAGGGCGAGCGUGAGCGGGCAGGUCAGGGGCGGCAGGAAGGCGGGGGCGAACAAGGUGCGGACGCAGGUGCGGGUGGCGUCGGUGACGGACGCGGGGCCGCUCAGCGACGGGCUCAGUUGGCGCAAGUACGGCCAGAAGGACAUCCUCGGCGCCACGUACCCCAGGGCGUACUUCCGGUGCACGCACCGCCACUCGCAGGGCUGCCAGGCCACCAAGCAGGUGCAGCGCGCCCACGCCGACCCGCUGCUCUUCGACGUCGUCUACCUCGGCGCGCACACCUGCGCCCAGGCCGCCGCGAUCCUCGCCGGCCCGGAGCUGCAGCCUCCUGCCGCCUUCGGCCGGGAGUACCAGCAGAGCUCGCCGGUCGCGGCGCCGGAAGGGAUUCAGUGGCCGGUAGAGCCCGUGACGCCGCCCCCCUUCCCCUCCUCGCCGGCCAGCUGCUACACGCCGGGGAGCCCCUGGUGCCAGCCUGCCGGCAGUUACGGCUACGCUGCUGGCGGGGCUGACAUGGAGUACGACGCUGAGUUCGUCGAAAUGUUCUUGAAUCUGUCCGAGGUUCAGAACCUGUAGGUGCUGCGGCCAGUAUCGUACUGUACUAGCAUUUAGAUUCAGACUGGUGUGAUCGCCGGCCUGAGCAGACAAAUUUGCCGAAUUCUCAAGCAGGGGGUCUGCAUCGAACGAUAAGUAGUUAGUGUUAGUCCAACUGGUUCCGACCAGGUUAUUGAACAAGUCGUGAAGGAUGAUAGCCUGCUUGCCAUGGCGAGAGAAAAGAAGUGAACCAUCAACGUCCAGGGACUUUAAUUUGAUUCUGGCGUAGGCGAACCGUAGAGCAAAUAUGAAAAUAUUUGAAUCCUCA